CUGAUAGCUAUUACUCACCAUGUACAAAGCCAAAAUCUUGCAAAAAAUAAAAUUGGUGGCAGAAGCACAUAAGAAUAAAGUCAAGGAUGAGUCCUUCCGUAAGUAACACAUGAGCGCGCUGCCGCAAAUAAGUUAUAGUGUAAACAUCGAGUGCAAGGAUUGCAAAACACGCGGACAUUUCAACAAGGCAUACCAUGAAUGCAAGUUUUACAAAGCAGUUUCUGCGCGUGAUGUUGGAAGUAGCGGCAAGAGACGUAAGCAAUCAACUACAGUCAAGGAAGAAAAGAAGCAAGCAAGGAGAAAGAAGAAGCAAACAACUGGAGAUAUCAAGUGCAUCAGUUGUGACUUAAAGGGUCAUUCUAUUUUUUGUUCCAUCGAAUGGAAAAGUUGCCAAGGGUCAUACAGCCCAACUCGAACAAUUCUGUAAAGUCUUCAACUUCAAAAAGUUAGGCUUCAGAAG
Mycotypha africana is the source of this 460-nucleotide messenger RNA. RefSeq lists its product as uncharacterized. Lineage: Eukaryota; Fungi; Mucoromycota; Mucoromycetes; Mucorales; Mycotyphaceae. The coding region runs from base 110 to 427 and encodes 105 amino acids. The transcript is spliced from 3 exons. The record is from RefSeq and is a predicted model, not a curated record.